This is a messenger RNA of Anthostomella pinea, 531 nucleotides long. The record is from the annotation of a GenBank genome assembly. Lineage: Eukaryota; Fungi; Ascomycota; Sordariomycetes; Xylariales; Xylariaceae.
AUGUUCGGUAUCAACUUCAACCGCGUCACUGGAAUCGACAAGGCAGGUAAAGCGACUAUGAGCACCGCGAAAGGCGAGUUCUCGGACAUUCAGGGAGCACUGGACGGCACGCUGGCCGCCACUUCAAAGCCGCGUCGAUUUGAUCUUGAACACGCGUAUCUGAUCUGUGGUGGCGACGGCUUGACGUAUGGCGUCGUUGAUGGGAACCCCAGUGGACCUGCACGAACGUGGUACGCCACGUACCACGGCGACGACGGUCCGGAAUACAUUAUUUUUUCGCAAGCCAUUGAGGAAGCUAUUCGUCCAUGCUCGGAAACUGAAGAGCAGGACCCUUACGCAGGGAAAACGUUCUCCGCGGUUCGAGUCGUCGAUAAGAAGUGGACGGAAUAUACUGGAAUGAUCCUGUGUGACAAACAGUGGACGGGCCCCUUCAUCGUCCCACCGGUGUAUAGGGCGACGGCCGUCAAAGGUACGGGGACAAAUGAGCUGGAGCAGAGGAUGGUCGCCAUUGCAUUUUUCCGCAGUAGAUAG